AUGAAUGUGGGGAAGUGUGAGUAUCUGGUGGUUGGGAGCGACAUAGUGGAGAACCUGCCUUUAGAAGAUGGAGAAGUCAAGGGGGUCAGAAGAGCUAAAUAUUUAGGAGUGAUAUUUGACAAGUCUGGAAGCAGUGUUGUGGAAAUUGAGGAGAGGAUUCAGAAGGAAAGGAAAGUGACAAGGGCUUUUAAUUUUGUUUGGUGGGAUAGGGGUGUGUCAAAGAAAACAAAGAAGAGGAUUUAUAAGUCUAUGGUGCAGAGUGUGGUAUUGUAUGGCUUGGAAGUCUGGGAGUUGAAACAAAGGAACACUGGGAAGUUGUUGGCUACGGAGAUGGAUGUACUCAGGAGGAGUUGUAGGAAGACAAGAUUGGACAGGGUGAGGAACGAAGAUAUUAGAAGAGAAAUGGAAGUGGAAGGAGACAUAAUAGAUGAGGUUCAAAGAAAACAGUUGGUCUGGUUCGGCUAUAUAAAUAGGAUGGAGGAGGGUCGGCUCCCACGGCAGGUUAUGAACUGGGUUCCACCUUGGAGGAAAAAGAGAGGACGACCCAGGCGCAGUUGGCGGAUGGGGAUUCAGGAGGCAAUGGCGACGAGAGGCCUUGAGAUUGGCGACUGUGCCGAUAGACAGCUUUGGAAGCUGGGAGCGGAGAGACGGCGCGAGCUGUAG
Molecule: messenger RNA, 663 nt
Organism: Macrosteles quadrilineatus (aster leafhopper)
Lineage: Eukaryota; Metazoa; Arthropoda; Insecta; Hemiptera; Cicadellidae
Exons: 1
Coding region: 1-663 (220 amino acids)
Source: RefSeq, a predicted model, not a curated record